This is a messenger RNA of Vigna angularis (adzuki bean), 1086 nucleotides long. RefSeq lists its product as uncharacterized. Lineage: Eukaryota; Viridiplantae; Streptophyta; Magnoliopsida; Fabales; Fabaceae. Bases 1 to 1086 code for a protein of 361 amino acids. The record is from RefSeq and is a predicted model, not a curated record. The transcript has 8 exons. Gene Ontology annotation, cellular component: U5 snRNP.
AUGGCCAGUCUGGUUUUGCUUGUCUCUCCCAAGUUCAAAACUUUAUGGUACUAUUCCAUCGAUAAGCGCGUUUUGGUUCUUUUCUGGAAUAUGGAGAGAGAAGCGGCGCAAACAUUGGAGACGCUCAAACGUGACCUAGACAGAGAGACGAGAGAGUUGGAGAAAGGGUUCACGAGCGAGAGAGAGAGACGGAGUGGUUGCCGGAGUGCCGCCGUUCACUGUCGAAGGUCGUGUCGGAGAGAUCGAACGCCUCCAGCCCGUUCCAUUUCAGGGGCGCCGCAGGGAGGCGUUGAAGGUGUCGCUUCGUCCCAGCUGCUUCCGUCCCUGUCCCGGAGUGUCGCCGGAGUGCCGCCGGACCUUUCUUCUAAAGAUAUUGCCGUCAUGAAGAGGCGGAUAUCAAAUGUUCUUGAACCUGGGGAAACGGUUUUGCAAGCCUUGAGAAGGCUAAAAGGUAACAAUGACAGAAAGGCAAAAAUGUCUGCUGAGACUAAGGUUGUAUUUGACCAGCUAACUGAGGAUGCUAUGAAGCUGAUGGAGAAUGAUGAAUACAGUAAUCAUUUAGAUAGGCUGAUGAGACUCUAUGUCAUGCGACUUGUUUUGAUUCACUGUAUCUUUAGUUGCUAUGCCUACAUUAUGCUUAACUUUGGCUCCUUGACCUUUUUCGCAUAUGUUUAUCAUGAAAAGCGAGAGGUUUUUGAUCGUGAAGCGGAAGGAUAUGAGAAGUUAGCCCGGGCAAAAGAAGGUCCAUCAAAUCAACAUUUGGCUAGUGGAGAAGCCUCUAGCACUGGUGAAGGUGAUUAUGAUAUGUUUGCUGACGAGGAUGAUAACAGUAAGCCAUCUACACAUGAAAAUAAUACAGUUAGUCAAUCUUCAUCGGACGCCAUAAAUUCUGGCACUGAGGGUGGAGCAUUGCAAAAUGAUUAUGUGUAUGAUGAAUCUUCUGGGUACUAUUAUAGCAGCAGUUUGGGCUAUUAUUAUGAUCCAAAUACCGGGCUUUAUUGCUCUGCAGCAUCAGGACAAUGGUACAACACAUUCCUUUAUCAUCUUUUCGUGUGGUUUGUCAAUUUUUAUCCUGAAAUCUUUUAG